AUGGGCCUCUCCUUCGGCAGAGCCGACCUGGGAGUCGGAGCCGUGAUCCCGCUGCACUACCACCCCCGAGCAUCCGAGCUCUCCUUCAUCAUGGAAGGAGUCGUGGAACUUGGGUUUGUCGACUCGAGCAACGUCCUGUUUGCCCAGACCCUCCAGCAGGGAGACGUGAUGAUCGUUCCCAAAGGCAUGCUUCACUACCUAUACAAUCCUGGCACCAGCAGAGCCACCGUGCUGGCUUCCUUCGGCAGCCAGAGUCCCGGUAUCUUCCCCGCUGGCCUCGGUGUCUUUGGCUCUGGGAUUCGAGACGAAGUUAUCGCGGCCUCCCUCGGGGGACUGGACCACGCCACGGUUGAAGCGCUGAAAGCUAAGUUCAAGCCUCGGUCUUGA
Molecule: messenger RNA, 387 nt
Organism: Selaginella moellendorffii
Lineage: Eukaryota; Viridiplantae; Streptophyta; Lycopodiopsida; Selaginellales; Selaginellaceae
Product: germin-like protein 2-4
Exons: 1
Coding region: 1-387 (128 amino acids)
Cellular component (GO): cell wall
Molecular function (GO): manganese ion binding
Source: RefSeq, a predicted model, not a curated record